Molecule: messenger RNA, 4056 nt
Organism: Blepharisma stoltei
Lineage: Eukaryota; Ciliophora; Heterotrichea; Heterotrichida; Blepharismidae
Source: the annotation of a GenBank genome assembly
AUGGAAGCUAUUCUUGAAUGCCCUGUUUGCAUUGAGCGUUUUGAUAGAGUAACUCAUAUUCCUCUUGUUCUAUUAUGUGGGCAUACCCUUUGCAAAUCAUGUGCAGCUGAUUUAAGGUCAGGAACCGAUGUAAUAGUAUACUAAUUGACCAAGAAUAGCCCACUAAGGAGCCAUUCUUGGUCUGCCAGAAAAAAUUUUGACAAAAGAUCCUAAUCUGCCAUUACCACUGAGUUUUGGUAUUUCCAAAUUUUUUGGGCAAGCCAAAUGCAAUAAAAAAAAAUUGUUCUUUUGCGAUGAUGCAUUUGGCUUGUCAAAAAAUUUGGAAACGCCAAAACUCAGUGGUAAUGGCAGAUUAGGAUAUUUUCUGCCAUUACCACUGAGUUUUGAUGUUGCCAAAUUUUUUUUGACAAGCCAAAUGCAUCAUCGCAAAAGAACAAUUUUUUUUAUUGCAUUUGGCUUGCUCAAAAAAUUUGGAAACACCAAAACUCAGUGGUAAUGGCAGAUUAGGAUCUUUUGUCAAAAUUUUUUCUGGCAGACAAGAAUGGCUCCUUAGUGGGCUAUUCUUGGUCAAUUAGUAUAUGUCCUCUUGAUAAGAAGCAGGACCGUCGACCUUUGAUUCAGAUUUCUCACUCCUAUCAUAUUCUGGAGCUCAUAGAGCAUAUCUCCCAUAUGUCCCAGACCCUUAAAUAUCUUAAGCUCGAGCCUUCAGAACGGCUUGAAGCUAUGAGACAGCAAGCUAAAGAAAAUUUUGACUUAUGCCAAGAUCAUUUGGAAAAAAUCCAAACUGCGAUCAGUGAGAUUUCAAGCAAGAGAGAUGAUGUCUUAUCAACAGUCAGUAAAAAUUUUAGUUCUUUAAAAGAUUGCUUACUCCCCUCUCCGUGAGUGAUCAAAACCAUUAGAAAAAUCCUAUUUUUUGCCCACCCUCCGUAAGUGAACAAAAAUUUUUUUAAUAGAAAAAAUUUUUUAUGGGAAAAAAAUUUUGAUAUAUAAAUGAUAAUUAGUAUAAUGAAAUAUAGAGCUAAUUCUGUUUAAUUUUAAAACAAAUUGCUUUUUAAAACAUAAAAUUUUACAAAUUAAAUUAAUAUUUGCUUUCCAAUUUUUGCGAAUUAGGAUUUUUUUUAAAUUCGAAAAAACAAAAUUUUCUAUAAAAUUUAUAUAUAAAUUUUUUUAAAAAAAUUUAAUGUGAGUGAACAAAAUUUUUUUUGUUCACUCACGGAGGGGUGGAGUUAGAAAAUAAACAGCAAGAGCUAGAAAAUGAAGUUUCAACAAUUGUUGACGAGUAUAUAGAGAAAUAUGAGCAGGUCAAAACUUUGACUCAAGUAUUAUAUGAAAAAUCAUUACAAAAGUACGAAGAACUUAUGGUACAAAGUGAAGGGGAUACCAUUGAAGAUGUUAAAGCCUUGACUCAGCUACCAGAACUCCCAGUGCUAGAGCUAAAACUUCAGCUUGUUAUAGAUACAGACAGUGCUCUUAAUUUUAUAAAAAAUGUAGGAAGGAUUGGGAAAAUUAACCCAAGAGUACCCUAUCAAUGUAGCAAUUAUUCAAAUGUUAUAGCUUAUAUCCCGAUAUAGAUUUCUUUAUCGAGCAAAUGUAAUGGACUCUUGAACGACCAAGAAAGAUUCUCUCAAAAAUAUGAGCUGAAUCAGUAUUUCAGGAAGUGUUAAAAAGUGACAUGCUAAAAAAUGGUGACAAGUGUGAAAAAAGUUGACAAGUAAACGCGCCAAUUGUUAAAUGGCUUUAUUAUUAAAUUAACUUAAAAUUAAAGAUACCCAAUUAGACUCGGAUUUAUUAAUAUCUUAUAAUUCUAAAUAAAUAAUGUUAUGGUAAUUGUUUAAAUAUUUAUUGGUUUAAAAAUAGACUUUGAGGCAUUUGAAGAUAAUUAGUAGAUGUGAUGUUAUUUUUUAUAUCUCAAAAUAAGCUGGAAUCUUAAGCGUCGCAAGUUCUCAAUGUCCAAUAACUGAUUCUGAUUGUAGAAUGUAUCCACACAUCAUCCCCCUUGUGCGCAGUUCAGAACUUUUUUUGAAUCUGUAUAUAGAAAAGCCAUAUUUUUUUAGAAAUGUAUAACUUCGACGCUUGACAAAGGUAAACUCAAUAAAUAUGAUAUGUCUCAAAAUGAGCUGGAAUCUUAAGCGUUGCAAGAUUCUAAUGUUCCACAACAAAUUCUAAUUGCAAAAUGUCUCCACACAUAAUCGCCCUGAUGCACAGUUAAGAACUUUUUUUGAAUCUAUAUAUAAAAAAGCCAUUUUUUUUUUUGAAAAUUUGAUAAAUUACACGCUAUAUAAAGGAAAACUCAAUUUAUGACAUGUCUCAGAAUAGCCUGGAAUCUUAAGCGUCGCAAGUUCUCAACGUCUCACAACUGAUUCUUAUAGAAGAAUCUAUUCAAAAAUCAUCGCCCUGGUGCACAGUUCGUAUCUUUUUUUGGGUCUAUAUGUAGAAAAGCCAUUUUUUUUGGAAAUUUAACGCUUGACAAAGGAAACCCAACAAUACGACACGCCUCAAAAUAAGCUGGAAUCUUAAGCGUUACAAGUUCUCGAUGUCCUACAAUUGAUUCUGAUUGCAGAAUGUCUCUAUCCAUCAUCGCCCUGGUGCACAGUUCGGAUCUUUUUUGGAUCUAUAUAUAGAAAAGCCAUUUUUUUGAAAAUUUGAUAAAUUAUACGCUUAAUGAAGGAAAACUCAAUGAUAUGACAUGUUUCAAAAUAAGCUGGAAUCUUAAGCGUUGCAAGUUCUCAAUAUCUCACAACUGAUUCUGAUAGAAGAAUCUAUUCAAACAUCAUCGCCCUGGUGCACAGUUCAGAACUUUUUGAAUCCAUAUAUAGAAAAGCCAUUUUUUUCUGAAAUUUGAUAACUUAGACGCUUUAUAAAGGAAAAACUCAAUGAUAUGACAAGCCUUAAAAAUGAGCUGGAAUCUUAAGCGUUGCAAGUUCUAAUGCCCCAUAACUGAUUCUAAUUACAGAAUCUGUCCAAACAUUAUCACCCUUAUGCACAUUCAGAACUUUUUUUGAAUCUAUAUAUAAAAAAGCCAUUUUUUUUUUGAAAAUGCAUAACUUCGACGCUUUAUAAAGGAAAACUCAAUAAUAUGACAUGUCUCAAAAUGAGCUGGAAUCUUAAGUGUUGCAAGUUCUCGAUGUCCUACAACAAAUUCUGAUUACAGAAUGUCUCAACACAUCAUCGCCCUGGUGCACAGUUCGGAUCUAUUUUUGAAUCUAUAUAUAGAAAAGCCAUUUUUUUUGAAAAUUUGAUAAAUUACAUGCUUUAUAAAGGAAAACUCAUAAUAUAACACGCCUCAAAAAAAAGCUGGAAUCUUAAGCGUUUCAAGUUCUCGAUGUCCUACAAUUGGUUCUGAUUGCAGAAUGUCUCUAUCCAUCAUCGCUCUAAUGCACAGUUCGGAUUUUUUUUUGAGUCUAUCUAUAGAAAAGCCAUUUUUCUGAAAAUUGGAUAACUUAGACACUAUAUAAAGGAAAACUCAAUAAUAUGACAAGUCUCAAAAUAAGCUGGAAUCUUAAGAGUUGCAAGUUCUCAAUGCCCAACUACUGAUUUUGAUUGCAGAAUAUCUUUACACAUCAUCGCCCUGGUGCAUAGUUCGGAUCUUUUUUUGGAUCUAUAUAUAGAAAAGCCAUUUUUUAUAAAUAAAAUUAAGCCCCAUAUUUAUUAAAAGAUAUUUGUUACGAAAAUAAAUUUUAAAAUUGGUGCGUUUACUUGUCAACUUUUUUCACACUUGUCACCAUUUUUUGGCAUGCCACUUUUUAUGACUUUCUGGUAUACAGAUUCGGCUCAUAUUUUUGAGCGAAUCUGUCUUGCUCGUUCAAUAGUCCAUUACAUAUUGUUCGAUAAAGAAAUCUAUAUAGGUGUAUGGGCUAUACGUAUUGAAUGGUUCCUCCAUGCUGCUAUAAGCAUUAUUGCUGCAAUAAGUGCCAUGACGCUCAAGAAAAUCAUUCAUGGUCUUAUGCUGGCAGGAUGGUCUGCAUGUUUUGCGAUAAAGAGCAGGAUUAUAGAAAGUUACCAAAUCACUGUGAGCAUUGCAAUUCACAUCAUAAGGGAGUUGUAAGUAGAUUAUAA